Molecule: messenger RNA, 756 nt
Organism: Callorhinus ursinus (northern fur seal)
Lineage: Eukaryota; Metazoa; Chordata; Mammalia; Carnivora; Otariidae
Gene: CLEC2D
Product: C-type lectin domain family 2 member D
Cellular component (GO): external side of plasma membrane
Source: RefSeq, a predicted model, not a curated record
UAGAGGAAGUUCUAAUCAGAAUAUGAGCUUUUUCUCGUUUUUGUCACAUUCUGGAGCUGAAACUGCCAACUGAGUGAGAUGUCCUGUAAAAACUGGGCACAAAAUGCAUGAUAGCAAUCGACUGGAGAAAAAUAUUUUACCAGUUGAAUGGCUGGGAACCUCAAAUUACCAGCAUCCAAGAAAGCAUUCUAUUACCAUUACCCUGAAUCAAGUCUUGGUUGUAUCCACAGUCAUAUGUCUGUUAUUUAUAUUGCUUGGUAUAAUUAUGAGUUUGUUAGUAACUGGAAGAAAAUUGCAUCAGAUAUCAUCAGAGUGUUUUGAAGCCGCAUGCCCAGAAACCUGGAUUGGUUUCCAAAGAAAGUGUUUCUAUUUUUCUGAUGACAUCAAGAAUUGGACAUUCAGCCAGAGGUUUUGUGACUCACAUGGUGCUGAUCUUGUUCAGGUUGAAACUAUCCAGGAACUGAAUUUCCUAUUGAGGUAUAAAGGCCCUUAUGACCACUGGAUUGGGCUCAGCAGAGAACAAGGCCAACCAUGGAAAUGGAUAAAUGGCACUGAAUGGACCAGCUGUUUUCCUAUCAGAGGAGGAGGAGAAUGUGCCUAUUUGAAUGACAAAGGUGCCAGUAGUGCUAGGCAUUACACGGAGAGGAAGUGGAUCUGUUCCAAACCAUACGCAUAUGCCCAGACGCAGAGACAAAGCUCUAUCUGAUCUUCAUAUACUCAUUGUAACACAUCACUAAAUUUUUAUUUUUCAUUUUG